UGUUUAACUCCGGGCCCAUGCUCACCUGCUUCACUUGAGGCUUUAGGUCCCGGUCCCACACCUGACGGCAAAAUGUCUGACAGAGGAGCCUUCGAUACCAACGUGGUGACCCUCACCAGGUUCGUCCUGGAGGAGGGCAGGAGGGCCCACGGCACAGGUGAGCUCACCAACCUGCUCAACUCCAUCUGCACAGCCGUGAAAGCCAUCUCGACAGCUGUCAGGAAGGCUGGGAUCGCUAACCUAUAUGGCAUUGCUGGAAGCACCAACGUAACAGGGGACCAGGUGAAGAAACUGGACGUCCUGUCCAACGACCUGGUCAUCAACAUGUUGAAGUCCUCGUUCUCCUCCUGCGUGCUGGUGUCAGAGGAGGAUGAGAAGGCCAUCGUCGUGGAACCAGACAAGCAGGGAAAAUACAUUGUGUGCUUCGAUCCACUGGACGGCUCCUCGAACAUUGACUGCCUCGUCUCCAUCGGAACUAUUUUCGCCAUCUACAAAAAGACCACAGACGGUGAGCCAUGUGAGAAGGAUGCUCUGCAGCCUGGAAGAAACAUCGUGGCAGCUGGUUACGCUCUGUACGGCAGUGCCACCAUGAUGGUCCUCUCCACCGGCCAGGGAGUCAACUGCUUCAUGCUCGACCCCGCGAUCGGUGAGUUCAUCUUGGUGGACCGAGAUGUGAAGAUAAAGAAGAAGGGAAAGAUCUACAGCUUGAAUGAGGGAUAUGCACAGCAUUUUUAUCCAGACGUGACAGAAUACCUACAAAAGAAGAAAUACCCAGAGGAUGGUUCGGCUCCAUAUGGCAGCCGAUACGUCGGUUCAAUGGUAGCUGAUGUUCACCGUACUUUGGUGUACGGAGGAAUCUUUUUAUACCCCGCUAACACCAAGAGUCCUAAGGGCAAGCUGAGACUGUUGUAUGAGUGCAACCCCAUGGCCUUCAUCAUGGAGCAGGCAGGAGGCAUGGCCACCACAGGAUCCAUGAACGUCCUGGACAUCCAGCCCACCAGCAUCCACGAGCGAGUCCCCGUCGUCCUGGGAUCGCCUGACGACGUGCAGGAGUAUCUUGCCAUCUGUAAAAAGCAUAAAAAAUGAGCAAUCAAGAGGCUCAAUCAAGACAUUCAUUGUUAGCAGCUCUCCACUCACUCCUUCAGCUGCACUGAUGAAGGAACCAGGAACCUCACUGGGCCUGAGAAGUCUGCCUCACACUGUGCUAAUGCCAUCGUGUUGGUGUAAGUGUUAUUUGUAGAGACUUACCCUGUGUUUUUUAAAAUAAAGACAACUGAAAAACA
Acanthopagrus latus (yellowfin seabream) is the source of this 1283-nucleotide messenger RNA. RefSeq names its product fructose-1,6-bisphosphatase 1b (gene fbp1b). Bases 73 to 1086 code for a protein of 337 amino acids. Lineage: Eukaryota; Metazoa; Chordata; Actinopteri; Spariformes; Sparidae. Gene Ontology annotation, cellular component: cytoplasm; cytosol. The record is from RefSeq and is a predicted model, not a curated record. The transcript is spliced from 8 exons. Gene Ontology annotation, molecular function: fructose 1,6-bisphosphate 1-phosphatase activity. Gene Ontology annotation, biological process: fructose 6-phosphate metabolic process; gluconeogenesis; sucrose biosynthetic process.